AUGUCCAUUCAUGUCACGGUAUCUGGUAAUCCCGUUUAUCUGGGCAGAGGUAAAGUUUUAUUGACGGAUAUAGAAACAGCAAAGAAAAAUGAAUGGUUAAGAAGAAGAAAAAUAAGGCUUCAGCAAGCUCGACAGCAGGCCAAAGAUUUAACUCAGUCUGUCAGAAGAAGAGUCUCAUCUGAAGAAAGUGCUCUUCAAAAGGAUGAAGAAGAAAAAGAAAAUGAAGAGCAAAACAGAAGGAGAGAAGAACAAAUCGCUUGUUUACAUAAUGAAUACCAGAAGUCUCUCUCUACGGUCGGUACAGGCCAUCAUUUGGCUUCGAUGCAGGAUGAGUGCGAUGCUCUAGCUAGAGAAAAACAAGAUCUGCGGGAUGCAAUAGCCAAGGCAAGAGGAGCUAUCGCAGAGGAAAGAAUAAAAGCUGAAAAAUGUAUCAAAAAAGAAAUGUCCCAAAUAACUCUUGGGAGAAAAAAGAUGGUCCGACAAAUGGAAGAUUUAAGAUCUGCUGUAGUUUCGAAUCUUCCCGAGGUCAAACCUUCAGUUUCACAGAUGAAGUCAUCUACCAUAAAAGUCCAAAUUCAUCAAAGUGAAGAUCCAGAAGAUGAACGUGAACAGUCAGUGUGUAGCAAAAAAGUUGUUCUCCCCACUAAGAAAUUUUCUCAGCGUGGUCAGAGGGAAUUUUCCAAAGCCAGGUCCAGCUUAUCUCCUCCAAGAUCUGCUAGGAACCGUCCGUCCUCCAGAGGCAGGAGGUCAAAUGUGGCUGAAGAAGACAGCGAUGAAGAUGACAGUGAUGAUUCUGACGUUACGUGGCCUCCAAGAUCCGCUCGAGUCACAAAAGAACCGAUAGAACCGCCAGAGCCUCCGAGGGUUAGAUUCUAUGACCAUAAUGCGAGGAUUGCCAAGCAAACUUCAAGGCCAUCUUACAGUGUUACCAAAGUCAAUCCCUUCGAAGAACCAGAUAUGUGUGAAGCUAUCGCCGAAGAAGAGGAAGCCGUGGUGAGAAAAGAAAAUCUAGAUAUAUUGGCGCGAAGAGAAAAAAUGAUUCGUGGAAAUAAGGCCCUCAAGCAGGAACGUGGGAGACGCGAAGCUGAAAAGUUCUUAAAGGAGUUGAGAGAAAUACACAGGAAGGAAAAAAUCCAGAUGGCUGUCAGCGGAACUUACCCUAGUGAUUUGCAUAUGAGGGAUUGUCGAAGGAAAGAAAUGGAAAUAAAAAACCAGGCAGAAUUGCAUAAGAGCAUCCUCCUUCCUCAAGGUGUUGCUAUAAAACCACCAAUGCCGACGAGCACGAAUCGAAAUGGAAUUAAGAUCAAGAGCUGUGAACUACCAACUGGAGGAGUCAAAUUAACGCGACUAGAUCCAGAAACUUCCCCGUUAACAAAAGAUGGUGAUCCUCCUGAAUCUCCUAAAAAAAUAUAUCAGGACUCAAGUACUGAUAAUGAAGAGUUUUUUCGAGAACUUGUUAGUAAGCUAAAAGCAGAAAGGGCCAGGCAACAGCAAGAAUUGGAAGCGAAAUUUGGUGCGAUUAACGUCGAGGAAGAAGAUAUUCCUCAAUGGAUCAGAUGUCAGGAAGAAGCAGGGCCUUCCGGCAUUAGAGUGGUACCUGUGAAACAAGACAGAGCGGUGAGCCCGGUCAAAUGUCAAACAGUUUGCGAAGUCUGCUCAUGUAGCUCCGAGUGCACUCGCUGCCCACGCAAUGAUAACAACAUCCAAGAACAGAAAGGGAUCGCCCAGCCAAGGAAUUCAGUUAGUCCUCAAGCUCGGCAUCCCACUAAUGUUGAUAAAGAAUUCACAAAAGAUCCUAAAAAUGAAAAUUUGCCUCUUGUUUCUGAUGAAAAGGAUGUUGUACACCCCGUGAUCGAAGCACCACCAAGUAGAGAACAGGUAAAAACUCCUCAAGAUGUUUCAAUGGCACCGAAUUCUCCACGGUUAAGUGAUGGUGCAGAAUUGGAAUGCGAAAUGGUUUCUUCGAAAUCCUCUUCUAAUUCGGAUGCAGUGGAAUCUUCAUUGACAUUUGAAGGAAUCAAAGUGACCGUUAAAGUGAGUGAAAAAUUAGGAAAGAAGAAAGACCGAUUGUCUACGGAACGAUCUCCCAAAACUACAGACAAAGAUAUACAAACCAGCUUAGAAUACUGUGAAGAAAGUCCUGUAAGCCGGAAUAUGACAUGGAACAACCAAUUCAGCAGUAGAGAAGCGACGUCAUCUGGUUCUACGUCUUAUAUGAGUCCGCCCAACAAGCUGAGUCCUGCACAUCAAGCAUUGUUGAGGGCGAUUCUUGGCAAGAUAGACGCCAAGAAUAAAAAUCCAAGGCUACACCAAUAUAUCAAAAGAGUUCUUGAGAUGAGCAGGAAGAGCAUUGACGAGUUGCCUACUUCCUCUGUUAGUGACAUUUCCAUCAGUAGCAGUAUUUUUGACAGAUCCACCAGGAGAAGGCCGAGUUCGAUUGGGGAAUGUCCUAAAGUUUGCAAGUGUCACGUUUCUCCCCAGGCGCACGCUAAUGUAUCAGACGAUUCGACAACUAAGGAAGCCUUGAAAUUUUCUGAAAUGGCCGAGGGUUACGCCCAUCGCGUGCAAGAUUUGGCCAAGAUGAUGGAGCGUAUUCGCAUCCUCCCAGAUUGCCGGACUGGAGACGACACAGAAGACAGCUCCUACUUGAGUCCUCCCCCGGAGGUGCAUCAUUCGGUGAGGUUAAGCCAGUCAGUGAAGGCUGGCGUCUAUCCGACAACACCUGCUGAUGAGAGUGGCGGAGUGGCUCAGAGGGUGUCACCGUGUUACGAUCUUCCUCCGGCUCAUAUUUAUCCUCACCCCAGUACUGCUACACAUCUUCAUCCUUCAUCUUCGCACAGCUCUAAUUCCAGGAAGUUCGCAGGACUGGGAUCAGCAGAAGUAGCUCCUCACGAAUUGUCGACAAUUCAGGAGUGUGGUGAGUCGCAGCGGCCUGAAACACCUCAACCUUGUGGGUUCGACCCCGAUAUUAGUUCUAUAAGAGGCAGCCCCAGGCAGCACGGUAGCAGGGACUCGACUGGUUCCAGCCUUUGCCUUCUCGACGACAGGGAUAUGAGCUCGUGGUUGGGUUCCUCCUCGGACAACUUCGAGGAAGUGUUUAGGAGCCUGGGAAUAGCGUGGGCAUUGCCGACGGUGCGUAAGACGCGGCAGUCCCAGCGCAGGACGAGCGGCAGCCAGUCGAGCUCCAGGUCUGGCGGCAGGGGCCAGUACUCACAUUCUACUCCUCUCGGACAGAGCCCAGCGAAGCCGAGCAGCGCUCACCAGUGCCAUACGGCCUCUGCCGACAGCGAUAGCCUCACACCUCCAACCCUCACCUUGAAUAUUCCACAGUCUGUCUGGCAUAACCGCAGGUGUAGUAAAUAAGUUAUAGAAGAGAAGCAAUGUAAAUAAAUAACAAUGUAUAACUGAAAUUUAUAUUUAUUUAAUGUAAAUUGUAUAUAUAACAGAAUUUCAGCAUUUUACAUUCCAAUGCUAUAAAUUUGACUAAAUUCUGACAGAAUAUAUUAUAUAAAGCAA
Messenger RNA from Nezara viridula (southern green stink bug), 3516 nucleotides. The record is from the annotation of a GenBank genome assembly. Lineage: Eukaryota; Metazoa; Arthropoda; Insecta; Hemiptera; Pentatomidae.